AGAACUAAUGUGCUGUGACAGACCCCACUUUUCCAAUCAAUAACUCGCCCUAAAUCUGCCAUCUCUCUGCCUGCCAAACACACUCCCACUUCUAAUGGCACAUCAUUUUCUUUAAGGGGGUGUAAUUGCAGACUGUGGAAAGCUGUAGCCCUUUGUGUUCCAACUACGUAGAUACUGUAAAGGAAUCUGAAAGUACAGACGACUACACAGGAAGUGAUGGGGGGCUUUACGCCGGCUCGCCACCAUUUCCAUCACAUUACAGUCUCAGAUAGAACUCACUUCCCUGUUUUAGCUGUUAGAGCAGCGUGUUCAGACAAAUCUGCCACUUUCACUUCAUAAAGCAGUCGGUGCGAGUUUGUCAAGAUGUUUCUUUGACUUCUUGUGAUUUCACUCGUAUGGAUGGAGGACAGAUCAUUGCUACAUGAUGUUUAUGAUAUGAAUGUGGAUCUAAAUUCCUCCAACAUGUCGCUGGAAUCUGGGACUGAGAAGCCGGAGCAGGGACCGGCAGAGUACCGCAUUGCAGGCCUGAUUUUCUACUGCUUCGUCUUCAUCAUAGGAGUCAUAGUUAAUCUCGUUGCUUUAUGGGUGUUUGCCCUGACCACCAAGAAGAGGAACUCAGUCACUGUCUACAUGAUAAACGUAGCAGUGGUGGACCUCACCUUCAUCCUGCUGCUUCCUUUCAGGAUGGUUUACCACCACCAGGACUACUGGCCUUUUGGAAAUCUUUUCUGCCGGAUCAGUGCUGCUCUCACCAUCUUCUACCCCUGCAUGGCUCUGUGGCUGUUUGCUCUGAUCAGCGCCGACCGCUACAUGGCCAUCGUGCAGCCAAAGCACGGCAAGGAGCUGAGGAACAUCCCAAAAGCCGUGGUGGCCAGUUUAGGGGUGUGGGUCAUGACUCUGGGCAGCACCGUGCCUCUGCUCUUCUCUCAGGAAGACCCCGAUCGCCUCUACACCUGCGUCAAGAUGCAAGACAUCAUCUACAUGCGCCAUGACAACGCUGUCAACUUUGUGCGACUCGUCUUUUUCUUCUUGGUGCCCAUUUGUAUAAUGAUCGGCUGCUAUGUAGUCAUCGUGGACAACCUAAUCCACGGCCGCACCUCCAAACUCAAACCUAAAGUGAAGCAGAAGUCCAUCCGGAUCAUCAUCACGCUCAUUAUCCAAGUGUUGGUGUGUUUCGUGCCUUUUCAUGUGUGUUUGGUGCUUCGUUUGCUGGGGAAUGGAGAGGACGGGGGUUUUAGCACAUGGGCAGUCUUCACCACCUUCCUAAUGAACCUGAGCACAGUGCUGGAUAUUAUUCUCUACUACAUCGUCUCCAAGCAGUUCCAGGACAGAGUGAUUAGCGUGAUUCUGUACAGGAACUACCUCCGAAGUGUGAGACGGAAGAGCCGGCACACACACACCGGCAGCGUCCGAUCAAUGAGCAACCUGACCAGCGCCAUGAUAUGAAACAAAGCGUCAAACUUCAUCUCAAAACAGCACUGAUACGUUCCCGUGCACGCUUUUUUUUUUGGGUACAAAGUAACGCUGAAUGCGUCGCCGUGUGCAUGGUUCAUUAUGAAAAGGAUCGAAACUUGCAAUUAAUUUUCAAGGUGUAAUUUACACUCACAGUAUGGGAGUGCUGCUGUUGUGGCAAAAACAUCUGUGUUCAGAGCUGAUUGACUCACCCAUGAGACUUGAGAUGUUUUCUGUGCUUCUUUGCUCUGUUAGACAAAGCAAGAGUGUCUGUGGCUCAGGUGUAACACAUGCAGGCGAAAAUAAGGCUCAUAAUCAUUUAAAACAUAGCCCGCAGUAACUCUCAGUGUGUGCUUUGUUAUGCACAACCAGUCAAACUCUUCUUCCUCACUACGUCAGCCAAGAACUAUAGAAGGCCUGACAGCCUCCACAAGGGGAAACCUACAGGAAACAAUGGUGGGUUUCUCAAAGGUUGCAGCUUUUGUUUGUUUGCUGCGUGAUUAUUUUUAACUCCUCACCUCAGUUUUGCAGAGAUGGAAGUGAGCAAAUCUAACCGUCAGUGCUGCAUGAUGUCAUGCAUAUAUGUGCAGCAAGUGGACCGAGGUGGAUGUUAUUUUAGAACUGUGGAGUUUAAGUCCAACCACUUCGUACAGGACAUGACUGGAACACCGCAAGCGUCAUAAAAAUGUUGUAAAUUUAUCGACCAGGUGAUGGCAGCAUGGCACAGCUAGAUCCCAUCUACCUGCCGGGGAACGGCAGCAAACUGCUUUUCUUCACUUUCAGAAUAGUGAAGGAUUUUCUGCUUAAACUUCUUCCGUAUUUUUGUGCUUUACACUGGACUUUAUAAAGUGAAAUGUCUCCGUUUUUACUGCUGUGAAAUAAUCCACCAUCAUCACACAGAAGUUGUUAACAACAGCUUCCUCAAACUUGAAAUCAGGCUAAAGUGUGUUUAUGGUGCAAUGUGAAGAGUAUUGAUUAGAUGUUAAAUGAUUCAGUCGCUUGGAGUGCAUUUACAGUAACGUGCUCAGGAGAUGUCAGGGAGGCUAUUUACUAGAUUUAAAGCAACCUUAACCUUAAAAGAGAAAACCUUUUCUACUCAGGGGUACUUCAAUGUCAGGUCUCUGCUUGGAGUGUGAGCGCCACGAUGCAAUUUAUUCUCAAUUUAUCCCUCAAAUGACAGACAAGUAAUGACUUAUAACUGGAUGUGUGACAGUUCUGUCCCUGUGAAGAGGCUUCAAAUAAAGAGGAGAAAACCUGUGUUUGAA
Molecule: messenger RNA, 2717 nt
Organism: Acanthochromis polyacanthus (spiny chromis)
Lineage: Eukaryota; Metazoa; Chordata; Actinopteri; Pomacentridae
Gene: gpr18
Product: G protein-coupled receptor 18
Exons: 3
Coding region: 400-1446 (348 amino acids)
Biological process (GO): positive regulation of Rho protein signal transduction; phospholipase C-activating G protein-coupled receptor signaling pathway
Cellular component (GO): membrane
Molecular function (GO): G protein-coupled receptor activity
Source: RefSeq, a predicted model, not a curated record